Pelobates cultripes (western spadefoot toad) is the source of this 10377-nucleotide messenger RNA. Lineage: Eukaryota; Metazoa; Chordata; Amphibia; Anura; Pelobatidae. The record is from the annotation of a GenBank genome assembly.
GAAAUCACUGACUGAAAGGACAAUUUUAGAAGCCCUUAAAGACAGACACGCAGGAUGAUUUCUAUGUAUCCGUAUUGCCUGGUACGUAGUCAGUUUUUAUUUCAUCUGCUUUUCCUUAACAUGAGCAUUGAAGCAUUGAAACUGGAUAUAGUUAUCUAACACAUAAUAAAAGUAUGGCUCCAGUGACAAUCGAUUUGAAUAAAUAUGUGCAGUACCUAUGGCGGCUCUGUAUAUAUGUAUUAUAACAUGCACACAGACUGCACAGACACAUUGUAACACAUGCGCGUGUCUGCACUGAGACAUGUAAAGUGACAGCUGUCAUUCCACACGUUCCUGUACCCUCAGCUGUUCCAGGGCCGAGCAGUGAGUCACAAAUAACUGAGCCAGUGAGUGGGGGAUGAGCUGGCACUCACAGUCCUCCUUCUGGACACUCAGAUCUACCCGUGUACUUCGACAGGUCGGUCACACUCUAUCUCUAUCUGCCCUACUCCAUCUCUGUCUGUCUCUUUUCCCUCUCUCUGUCCUGGAUCGCUCUCUCAUUACCUCUCUGUCUGUCUCCCUGUCUCUACUCACUCUCUCAUUCAAUUUCCAUGUCUCUCUGUCUCCCUCUGUCUCUACUUGCUCUCACAUUCCCUCUCUGUCUCUCUCUGUCUCUGCUUGCUCUGUCUCAUUCUCUCUCUGUCUUUGCUCGCUCUCUCAUUACCUCUCUUUGUCUCUCUCUUUCUCUGCGUCUCUCUCUGUCUCUGCUCAUUCUCUCUCUCUGUCUCUCUCCGUGUCUGCUCUGUCUGUAUUCCCCCCCCCCAACACACUCUCUUGUCUGCCAGCAGACUGCUGUUCCUGGUAAUAUCUUUGCAGAGAGCCCCUGACUCCAAGCAGGUAACUUGCUGAUAAUAGGCUGUGAUUUUAGUGUGACCUUGAACUGUGCUGUUUGUACCUCUCUGAUUUCUCAGUGACAACACCUCAGCCUGACAUGGAAGGAUCACUUACUACCCGUAUACAAUCACCCAAUUAUCUGUGAUUGACCAUUAACCAUGCAUUAAUUUAAACUUAAAAUCUGCCCCUCUACUCUUAGGAUCCCAACAAUUACCCUCAAAAUCUUCCCUUCUGUUCUUAGGAAACCCCCCCCCAAUUAUCUUCAGAUCUACCCCUCUACUCUAAUAUCCCCACAUUCCCCUCAGGAUCUGACCAACAUUAAUAUACUGCUAAAAUCCCCCCGAUUCCCCUCCGAAUCGGCCCUGAGAAUGAACUUAUUCACACUGAUAAAAUGCCAUUUUAAGGAACAAUGCACACAUAAAAAUGUGCUGUUAAGAAUUGGGGCCUUAACAAAAUAUGACCAUAUGAUGGAACUGAAUCCCUAUGUUUGUUUGCUGAGAGGCAAUUUAUGUAGCCAUAUAAGAUAUACAAAUGUAUUUUUAUGUAUGUGCUGUCCUUUAAUCUGUAUAUUGUAUAACCUGUGAUCGCUACAGCAGUGCCACUCCUGCAAAAUGCAUGUUUCGGGUCCACCCUUAAUUCCCUUUUGUCUUUAAUAUGCUAUUUUAACAGAGACUGUGCCAAUUCACUCUGUAAGUCUGCGCAUUCACCCUGAGAAUCUGACCAUUCACCCUGAAAAUCUGACCAUUCACUCUGAGAAUCUGUCCAUUCACCCUGAGAAUCUGUCCAUUCACCCUGAGAAUCUGACCAUUCACUCUGUAAAUCUGUCCAUUCACCCUGAGAAUCUGUCCAUUCACCCUGAGAAUCUGACCAUUCACUCUGUAAAUCUGUCCAUUCACCCUGAGAAUCUGUCCAUUCACCAUGAGAAUCUGACCAUUCACUCUGAACAAGAUCCCCUUCAUACCUAAAUCUUUGAAUAUCCAGUGCUGAGCUCAUCAGCCUCCUUCCAUGUAGCUUUUCCCUUCAGUAACGUUGUCCUCGGAACUCCGAGGUCUUUCCUGAUAUUCUAAUUAAAGUAACUGAAACUCUCCCAUGGUAAGUCUGAUAUACAGCAGGGCAUGCUUUGCAAAAACCUUGGCUAGCGAUACACAGAGGGCCUCAUUCACUAAACAACAAACUAGUAAAUGGCGAUAUCCUCCAACUAGACUAUAAUCACAGCUCGGCUAAUCCAACUUUAUUUCGUAAUUCUGAUUUCAAUUAGUCAGUGAUUAGUUAAUACAUUCGUUAUAUAGAAGUCAAUAUUGUACAGGUUAAUCAAAGUUGGAAGCGCACUCUGCCCCUCACAAUGGAAUCCAAGGUGCUUCUUGGAAAGUCCCAGUACCCAUAGGACCAAUAGUAGAUAAUUGUAGAAAAUAAUCCAGGCACUCCAAUAGAUUCCAAAUAUUAAGGCAAUUUAUUUGAACCAAGGACUACAAAGCAACAUUUCAGCCCUAUCAGGGCUUUUUUGAAGCUUGAAAAAAGCCCUGAUAGGGCUGAAACGUUGCUUUGUAGUCCUUGGUUCAAAUAAAUUGCCUUAAUAUUUGGAAUCUAUUGGAGUGCAUGGAUUAUUUUCUACAAUAUUGUACAGGUUGUCUUAUUUUCUAGCUCAGGGAAAAUAUAAUGUACUAUUUACCAUUUAUGGAAAGUUUUUAGAAAAACCUCAUGAAAAUGAAUAAAUAAUAUCUAUCGAAAUAAGAGAAAUUCCGGGGCAGCAUUGUAAAUGCCGAGAAAUCACCACGUUAAGCCUUAGAAUAGAACUUGUGUAGAUAGACAGAAAAAAACCAACAACAAACACACAAACACACACACACACAACAAGUCAUACCUUUCAUAAUAAAACUCGUAACAACACGCCAACUGUCCAUCCUCUACCUGAGCAAAACACCUGGGGGGAGAGGGGGGAAGAUUAAAAACUCUAAAAUAGAUACCAGGUCUAAACUGGCUGGUAAAAAGUGACACUCUGGUAGAUAUCCCUGGCUGGUAAAUGGAGACACUCUGGUAGAUAUCCCUGGCUGGUAAAUGGUGACACUCUGGUAGAUAUCCCUGGCUGGUAAAUAGUGACACUCUGGUAGAUAUCCCUGGCUGGUAAAUAGUGACACUAUGGUAGAUAUCCCUGGCUGGUAAAUAGUGACACUCUGGUAGAUAUCACUGGCUGGUAAAUAGUGACACUCUGGUAGAUAUCCCUGGCUGGUAAAUAGUGACAUUCUGGUAGAUAUCCCUGGCUGGUAAAUAGUGACACUAUGGUAGAUAUCCCUGUCUGGUAAAUAGUGACACUCUGGUAGAUAUCCCUGGCUGGUAAAUAGUGACACUCUGGUAGAUAUCCCUGGCUGGUAAAUAGUGACACUCUGGUAGAUAUCCAUGGCUGGUAAAUAGUGACACUCUGGUAGAUAUCACUGGCUGGUAAAUAGUGACAUUCUGGUAGAUAUCACUGGCUGGUAAAUGGUGACACUCUGGUAGAUAUCACUGGCUGGUAAAUAGUGACACUCUGGUAGAUAUCCCUGUCUGGUAAAUAGUGACACUCUGGUAGAUAUCCCUGUCUGGUAAAUAGUGACACUCUGGUAGAUAUCCAUGGCUGGUAAAUAGUGACACUCUGGUAGAUAUCACUGGCUGGUAAAUAGUGACAUUCUGGUAGAUAUCACUGGCUGGUAAAUGGUGACACUCAGGUAGAUAUCCCUGGCUGGUAAAUAGUGACAUUCUGGUAGAUAUCCCUGUCUGGUAAAUAGUGACAUUCUGGUAGAUAUCCCUGUCUGGUAAAUAGUGACAUUCUGGUAGAUAUCACUGGCUGGUAAAUAGUGACACUCAGGUAGAUAUCCCUGGCUGGUAAAUAGUGACACUCUGGUAGAUAUCACUGGCUGGUAAAUAGUGACACUCUGGUAGAUAUCACUGGCUGGUAAAUGGUGACACUCUGGUAGAUAUCCAUGGCUGGUAAAUAGUGACACUCUGGUAGAUAUCACUGGCUGGUAAAUAGUGACACUCUGGUAGAUAUCACUGGCUGGUAAAUGGUGACACUCUGGUAGAUAUCACUGGCUGGUAAAUAGUGACACUCUGGUAGAUAUCCCUGGCUGGUAAAUAGUGACACUCUGGUAGAUAUCCCUGGCUGGUAAAUGGUGACACUCUGGUAGAUAUCCCUGGCUGGUAAAUAGUGACACUCUGGUAGAUAUCCCUGGCUGGUAAAUAGUGACACUCUGGUAGAUAUCACUGGCUGGUAAAUGGUGACACUCUGGUAGAUAUCCCUGGCUGGUAAAUAGUGACACUCUGGUAGAUAUCCAUGGCUGGUAAAUAGUGACACUCUGGUAGAUAUCCCUGGCUGGUAAGAAUUACAUUCUGAGAAGGUAGAUAUCCCUGGCUGGUAAAUGGUGACAUUCUGGUAGAUAUCCUAGCUGGUAGGCCGAGGAGACACUCUAAUUGGAAAUAUCCUAGCUGGUAAAUAUAGUGACAUUCUGGUAGAUAUCCUAGCCUUUUGAAAAGUAUAUAGAGACAUUCUGGUAGAUAUCACUGUCUAGUAAAUUGCUUGACUUGGUAGAUAUCCCUGGCACAGUAAAUAGUGACACUAUGAUGGAAUAUCCUUUUAGCUGAUAAAUAAACAUUCUGGUAGAUAUCCCUGGCUGGUAAAUAGUGACAUUCUGGUAGAUAUCACUGGCUGGUAAAUGAAGAGUGACAUUCCUGGUAGAUAUCUGUCUGGUAAAGCCAGAGACGAUACAGGUGGAAUAUCCCUGGCUGGUAAAUAGUGACACUCUGGUAGAUAUCACUGGCUGGUAAAUAGUGACACUCUGGUAGAUAUCCCUGGCUGGUAAAUAGAGACAUUCUGGUAGAUAUCACUGUCUGGUAAAUUGUGACAUUCUGGUAGAUAUCACUGGCUGAUAAAUAGUGACAUUCUGGUAGAUAUCCCUGGCUGGUAAAUAGUGACACUCUGGUAGAUAUCCAUGGCUGGUAAAUAGUGACACUCUGGUAGAUAUCACUGGCUGGUAAAUAGUGACACUCUGGUAGAUAUCACUGGCUGGUAAAUGGUGACACUCUGGUAGAUAUCCCUGGCUGGUAAAUAGUGACACUCUGGUAGAUAUCCAUGGCUGGUAAAUAGUGACACUCUGGUAGAUAUCACUGGCUGGUAAAUAGUGACACUCUGGUAGAUAUCCCUGGCUGGUAAAUAGUGACACUAUGGUAGAUAUCCCUGGCUGGUAAAUAGUGACAUUCUGGUAGAUAUCCCUGGCUGGUAAAUUGUGACAUUCUGGUAGAUAUCCCUGGCUGGUAAAUAGUGACACUCAGGUAGAUAUCCCUGGCUGGUAAAUGGUGACAUUCUGGUAGAUAUCCCUGGCUGGUAAAUAGAGACACUCUGGUAGAUAUCCCUGGCUGGUAAAUGGUGACAUUCUGGUAGAUAUCCCUGGCUGGUAUAUAGAGACAUUCUGGUAGAUAUCACUGUCUGGUAAAUUGUGACAUUCUGGUAGAUAUCACUGUCUGGUAAAUUGUGACAUUCUGGUAGAUAUCACUGGCUGAUAAAUAGUGACAUUCUGGUAGAUAUCCCUGGCUGGUAAAUAGUGACAUUCUGGUAGAUAUCCCUGUCUGGUAAAUAGAGACAUUCUGGGUAGAUAUCCCUGGCUGGUAAAUAGUGACACUCUGGUAGAUAUCACUGGCUGGUAAAUAGUGACACUCUGGUAGAUAUCCCUGGCUGGUAAAUUGUGUCAUUCUAGUAGAUAUCCCUGGCUGGUAAAUAGUGACAUUCAGGUAGAUAUCCCUGUCUGGUAAAUAGAGACAUUCUGGUAGAUAUCACUGGCUGAUAAAUAGUGACAUUCUGGUAGAUAUCCCUGGCUGGUAAAUAGAGACAUUCUGGUAGAUAUCACUGGCUGAUAAAUAGUGACAUUCUGGUAGAUAUCCCUGGCUGGUAAAUUGUGACAUUCUGGUAGAUAUCCCUGGCUGGUAAAUAGUGACACUCUGGAAGAUAUCACUGGCUGGUAAAUAGUGACACUCUGGUAGAUAUCACUGGCUGGUAAAUGGUGACAUUCUGGUAGAUAUCCCUGGCUGGUAAAUAGUGACAUUCUGGUAGAUAUCCCUGUCUGGUAAAUAGAGACAUUCUGGUAGAUAUCCCUGUCUGGUAAAUUGUGACAUUCUGGUAGAUAUCACUAGCUGGUAAAUAGUGACAUUCUAGUAGAAAUCCCUGGCUGGUAAAUUGUGACACUAUGGUAGGUUUUGUGAUCUAGAGUGAAGUUCAUCAAAUCAUUGUCUUCAGUAAGUUUCUGUGUGUCUUUCAGAAUGUCGAAGCCUCAGUUGAUGCAGGGUAUGCAAAAGGAUCUCACGUGCCAACUAUGCCUUGAACUCUUCCGAUCCCCUAUCACCCCCGAAUGUGGUCAUACCUUCUGCCAAGGUUGCUUAACUGGGGCCUCUAAGAGCCAGGGUGAAAAUGGAUCUACACUGUGCCCAACAUGCCAGGCUCCAUCUCGACCUGAGACCCUUCAUAUCAACCGUCAGCUGGAGCAUCUGGUGGAAAGUUUCAAGAAGGUCCCUCAAGGCCACUGCCUCGAACAUUUGGACCCAUUGAGUGUUUUCUGUGAGCAGGACAAGGAGCUCAUCUGUGGCGUGUGUGCAUCACUUGGCAAGCACAAGGGUCACAAUAUUAUCACAGCUUCCGAGGCCUACAGCAAAAUGAAGGUAGAAUUCUACUCGCGCCAUUACACAUUACUUAACACAAGUCUGCGUGGCCAGAUACAAAACAACACAGCUGGUUCUAAAUGUGUUAUAAAAUGCAACACAACUUAAUACAAUACCUUAUCAUACAAUACAGCACAACACAACCCUAUAUUAUGCAAUAUUGUUCAACACAACCCUGCACUGUAAAAAAAAAUUCAACACAAGCCUAUAAUAUACAAUAUCGUUCAACACAACUCUACAUGAUACAGCACAGUUCAAUACAACUCUGUAUUAUACAAUACAGUUAAACACAACCUGUAUGAUACAGUUUAACACAUCUCUAUAUUAUACAAUACAAUCAACCCAGCCCUGCGUUAUAUAGAAAAGGUCAACACAACCCAACAUUUUACAAGCCAGCUCAACAUAACCCGACAUUAACAAUACAACCCAGUACAUCACAACUCUGCAUUAUACAACACUCCACAACUGACACUUCCACUUCAAAAAAACUCAUACAUAGAACUUGACACAACCCAAUAUUACACAACAUAGCUCAACACACUGUUAUAAAACAGAUCAAUACAACUAACCCCACUAUUGGUCCUUAAGGGUUUAAAUAUAAUUGUGGUCCAUUUAUUGUAAGGUUUGAUGUACUACAUCUUUAUUACUCCAGAUUAUAUAAAUCCACAUUAGCCAGCCCAGUAGGUGUUAGCCUUUGUGAUGCAAUACAACUGUACAGAAAGCAAAUGUAUCCAAUUACAUCAAUAUCCCCUCAUUUACUUCACAUAAACCCAUUACAUAGUUACAUUAGCAUUGACGGACAUUGGUUCAUAUUUUUUACUCUCUCCUUCCCUCUAGAGGCAACUGCCGCAACAGCAAGUUCUCCUGCAGGAGGCUCGGCUAAAAAAGGAGAAGACAGUGGCCUUGCUGGACAGACAGGUGGCUGAGGUGCAGGUCAGUGUGAAACCACAUUUUAAGAAGUUCCCACAUUCUAUUCCAUUCUAUUCCACCAAAUUUAACCCCAUGUCAUGUUCUGGUACCUUGCUGUGACCAAAAUCAGAUGGGUAAUAUCUAAAUUUUCAUAUUCUUAAACCCUGCUAAUUUCCUUUCAAAAUAUCCCAAAAAUAUCUCAAAUUCUAAAUGCACAUCCACCCCAUCCUCUCUCCACAGGACACUGUGUCCCGGUUUAAGAUCAGCGUGAGAGAACAGCUGAACAUAAUGAGGUCCUACCUCGAUGUGAUGGAAAAGUCACUGGCUCGGGAGGCAGAUAAAGCAGAACAGUCGGCAACCGCUGCUCUGGUGGGUGAGAGGAAGACCAUGGCACAUUAUCUGGAGCAACUCCGGCAGAUGGAAGGAGUUCUGAAAGAUGUGGAAGAACACGAACAAACAGAGUUCCUCAGGGUGAGUUUUAUCUAGAACCUGAGGGUCUCGACUCUCAUGUAACUAUACAAAUAAAUGGGAACCGCCAUGUUUUCUUGUCAAAAAAACUUACACCACUUUUUUAUUUCCCCCAGAAAAUAAGCGUUGUUGGAUCCAGGUAAAAUACCUUUUUGUUUUCUUAAUCUCUCUGGUCGAUCUCCACUGUAUAAUUCUACUAUCUCUGCACAGAACCUUCCAUAUCCUGUCCCACCAUCUGUAGAGCUCCUGUAUAGAACACCCACUUAAUUUACACUUAAAUAUAUGCUGAAUAUGCCAGGUUCUACCAAGCUUACAGUUUUACAUCUUUGUUGCUUUUUAUAAUAGUCAGAGCAAGAUCUUAACACCACCUAUCUGCCUUGCUAUCCCUGCAUGGACCCUUCUAUUUCAUUUUGUGCAGAUCCUUCUAGAUAGAAUGCCUACUAACCUUCAAAUUCACAUGUGAUUCAUACGCCAAGUUCAACAAAGUUUACAGCUUUGCAUCUCUAUUGCUUUUAUUAAUAGAUUGGGCAAAAUCUUGUCUGAAUCUCCCCCUCCUGGGCGUCUCGACAUCCAGCUCCCCAUCAUUUCUGACGAGUUCAAGUUCCAGGUCUGGAGGAAAAUGUUCAGAGCACUGCUACCAGGUGAGCAUGAGUUUUAGAGGGUGAGUGUAAGGAUGGGUACAGGGUAUGAGUGAGAGAGUGAAAGAGUUAGAAUGAAAGGUUUGAGGUGGAUGUACAUGGAUUACAUACUAAAUCCAACUUUUGUCUACCACCAUUUUAAAUGCCUAUUUAGCAAAUUCAACCAAUCCUGUGUAUGGAGCUGUAUGGAAAAAAAUGUACCAAAACAUAUAUUUGUUCAGUGUUUAUAGUUCCUUUCCCUGACAUUUUUAUGGCAGUUUUUCUUUAUAAAUCUCAGAUACCCUUAGACACAAUUCUAAAGUUAUCUGUCACUCAGUAAAAAAGAGAGAAAUUAAUACACAAAUAUCAUUUUCAUUUAGAGAUGUAUAUAAAAUAUACCCCAGAUAGUUUGCUCAAGCAAUAUGGCUCUUUGUCUCCUGAAGUUGGCCAGGGCCAACAUUUGUGUAGUCAUACCCAGCUCAUUCGUCUUACUCUCUUUUUGUAACUUACCUAAUUGUUCCAGGGCUAGAAAACCUCACAUUCGACCCAGAAGCAGCUCAACAGAACCUAGUCAUUUCUGCAGAUGGAAAAUCAGUAGAGUGCUCUGAGCACAAACAGGCAGUAUCUGAUGAGCCAACUCGAUUUGACAAAGGCAACUGCCUAGUGUCCAAAGAAAGCUUCACUGAUGGAGAACACUACUGGGAGGUCCUGGUGGAAGAUAAACCAAGGUGGUCACUGGGCCUAAUUUCUGAGACAGCAAAUCGCAAAGGAAAACUUCAUGCAAGUCCUUCAAACGGCUUCUGGAUUGUGAGCUGCAAGGAAGGGAAAGUCUACGAGGCUCAUGCCGAACAAAAGGAGCCAAGGGUUCUCCGUGUGGAUGGCCGGCCAGAGAAGAUUGGGAUUUACCUUAGUUUCUCUGAUGGUGUGGUGUCUUUCUUUGAUUCAGAUGACGAAGACAAUGUGAAACUGAUGUACACCUUUCACGAGAGAUUUUCUGGCCGACUCUAUCCGUUCUUCGAUGUCUGCUGGCACGACAAGGGGAAAAAUGCCCAGCCGUUAAAGAUCUUUGCACCUCAGUCUUAAUCACAUAAGCAUUAAUGGCCUUAGGAAUUGGGGUUUGUCAAGGAGAGGUUGGAAUGUUUUGGGAUUUUUUAAGAAUGAAAAAUUAAGGAGUCAAAAAAUAAAUUACUUACCUGACCUGCUUUAUGUUAUGAAGAAUUGCUUGCUCUUCACAAAGUCUAAUAUGUAACCCUUUAUUAAUAAUAGGACUUGGCUGCGUCAAUAUGCAAAUGUGUAGGCAACACAGUUUGUAGGAACUUAGCAACAUUGUAUAGAGCACCAUACACAUUGUCACUAGUAAACCUUAUCCUACAAUAAAUGUAUUUUCUCAUCACAAUUUGUUUGCAAUAAAUGAAGUUAAAUACUGUCUUAUAGUGGGUUUUGAAGGGUCUCUAUUCUCUGUGAUUGCUCCAGGUCUUACCAUAAAAUAUCAUCACAUAUUCCAUAUAUUACGUACAACAUGCCGGCUUCCCUUAAAAACACUGGAACUGAGGGGAAAGUUGCUAACCUGCAAAUUUCUUCUACCAUAGAUUUAGAAUGACCUGGCCCUGUGGAUGCGGGCGAUCUGUAUGUUCCCUGAAAUUUGUUGAUAUUGAUAUCUGAUAUUUUACGGUGUCUGAUCCCAGCUUUCUCUGCUUUGUACCCUGUUAUUUUAGGAACCGACAAGGACAGAAUUCCUAGGAUAAUCAAUGGAAAAAUGGCAAAAAAAAUAUAAAACACAUUACUAGCAGGUGUCCCAUUAGUGAUCAGGGAUUACAAAGUGACAGUCCAGGGC